CCGUUUUUUGCGCGUCGUCGUCGCAUUGCACUUGUUUACCCGCAAAAGUUGGACUGCUGCAUCCACUUACACUGCUGCGCAUCCCUGCGCAUCCCUACGCCACACGUUCGCUGACCUGCGAACUGCCUGCACUCACUCACUGCUCACUGCACUGUCGCACUGCGCACUGCACCCUGCUCCUACGCACGCCGUACUGCCACGCGCUACUGCACAAUGCUCCUGCGCAUCGCAUUCGUCGCGACAGCAGCAGCAGCGCUCGCCGCACCCACACGCCUCAAGAAAUGGGGCCGCAACACCAAGACGCAACGGGCAAAAGACGAGCCGGACGCCGAAAAGCCCGGCCGCGUCACGGAAUCGCUUGGCCUCGACCUCGGACCCGUGCGCCACGCCACGAUAUCAGGACAAAACACCGCAAAGCUCGAUCUCGACGGUCGCACCGUCGACAUUGACACGAGAGAUCUAUCGCAGCGCGUCGACGAGGCGGCCUGGUUGAAGUGUAGAGCGGCGCUUGAUCUAACCGCGUCGGAAUUCGACGCGGCGCGAGACAAGCACAAAUUUUCGUCGCGCGAGGAGGUGCUGCGGUGGCAGGCCGGCAAGGUCCCACGGCCGAAACUCGGCGGCCAACCCAUCGAGUUCGGGAAGCGCCACGAGAGCACUGCUAUCAAAGCCUACGCGCGGAAGACGGGCCACGACGUCGCGGCGACCGGCCUGUGGACCGACGCGUCACUCAAGUACGGCGCGUCGCCCGACGGCCUCGUCGUCGACCGCGCGACGGGCGAAGCGGGCUUGCUCGAAGUCAAGUGCCUGUGGUCGCGGCGGCACAAGCGGCAGCUCGCGCCGCUGACCAAGUGUCCGAACCGCUACUUCGCCCAGGUCCAGGGCCAGAUGGAGGUCUGCGAGCGAGACUGGUGCGACCUCGUGCUGUGGGUGCCGCACGAUCUGCGGGUUCUGCGCGUGCCGCGCGACCGCGCGUUUUGGCGUGACGAGCUGGGGCCGGCCGUCGUGGCGUUUUCCGAGGAGCUUGCCGCGAUGCGCGCGUCGUCGUAGCCAUGUGUAAUGUCUCUGUUUGUCCCUGU
This is a messenger RNA of Pelagomonas calceolata, 1076 nucleotides long. The record is from the annotation of a GenBank genome assembly. NCBI's taxonomy places the organism in Eukaryota, Pelagophyceae, Pelagomonadales, Pelagomonadaceae.